Columba livia (rock pigeon) is the source of this 6836-nucleotide messenger RNA. It is a transcript of the gene ABCD2, whose product is annotated as ATP binding cassette subfamily D member 2. NCBI's taxonomy places the organism in Eukaryota, Metazoa, Chordata, Aves, Columbiformes, Columbidae. Gene Ontology annotation, biological process: fatty acid beta-oxidation; very long-chain fatty acid catabolic process; peroxisome organization. The record is from RefSeq and is a predicted model, not a curated record. Gene Ontology annotation, cellular component: peroxisomal membrane. The transcript has 10 exons. The coding region runs from base 546 to 2753 and encodes 735 amino acids. Gene Ontology annotation, molecular function: ABC-type transporter activity; ATP hydrolysis activity; long-chain fatty acid transmembrane transporter activity.
GGGGUGACGCGUUCCCCGCCGCCGCGGGGCUGCCGCGCAGCCCGAGCGCUCCCGCCGGCUCUGUCCCCCCCGCGCCGCUGGCGGGGCCGGAGGCGGUGCCUGCUCCGCAGAGCAGGCGGAAGGAAAGGGCCGGCCGCAGCCUCAGGCGAGCCGGGGCGCUGCCGGGCCGAGCUGCGGGGGAUCAGCGCUACAGCGGAGGCCGAGCUCCGGCCGACCCGCUGUAAGCCCGGGGCCGAGCGCCGGGGGAGCGCCGCCGCUGCCGGGCCCUGAGCGAGCGGCCGGGCCGCGGUGCGGAGCCGCUCCCGGGGCCGCCCCGCGCCGAGCAGCCAAUGGUGGUCGGCGGGGCGGGCUGCGCGGCGCCUUAGCUGCGUUGUGCAACGCGCCGGGCUUUGAAGGCAACCAUCACUCCGCGGAGGCUGGACUCAUUCGGCGUCUGUCACGACACGGCGUUCGGCGGGGAGCUGGGGCCGCUGGCGGCCCCAUGAAGAGCCGGGGGCGCCGCCCCCGCUAGGACCGGCGCGCAGCGGUGCCUCCGGCGGGGCACGAUGACCCACAUGCUGCAUGCAGUGGCCCGGCGGGUGCAAUGGAGCAGGGCGGGCACCGCCAAGAGGGCUGCGUGCCUGCUGGCUGCGGCGUACGGACUGAGAAUCCUCUACCCCAUCGUCCGCAGGCGCAUGAGGCGGGAGGGUGGCUCGCAGGGGGCCGACCGGGCUGGAGGGGGCCGGGGGGUGCCGCACGGCGCCGGCAGCCCGGGCAAAGCCUCCCCGGCCGUGGACGCGGAAUUUUUCAAGCAGCUGCUGGAACUUCGCAAGCUGUUCUUCCCAAAGCUGGUGAGCGGCGAGUUGGGCUUGCUCUGCCUCCACUCAGUCGCCCUGGUUUCCAGGACCUUCCUCUCCAUCUAUGUGGCUGCCCUCGAUGGGAAGAUUGUGAAAAGCAUCGUGGAAAAACAGCCCAGAAGCUUUGUCUUCAAAUUAAUCAAAUGGCUGAUGAUUGCGAUCCCAGCCACUUUCGUGAACAGCACCAUACGGUACCUGGAGUGCAAGUUGGCCCUCGCGUUCCGCACGCGCUUGGUGGAUCACGCCUAUGAGACCUACUUUGCCAACCAGACGUACUACAGAGUGAUCAGCAUGGACGGGCGGCUGGCCAACCCUGACCAGUCCCUCACCGAGGACAUCAUGAUGUUCUCACAGUCGGUGGCACAUCUCUACUCCAACCUCACCAAGCCCAUCCUGGAUGUCGUGCUCACCUCCUACACCCUCAUCCGCAAAGCGAGGUCCCGGGGGGCGAACCCCAUCGGGCCCACGCUCCUGGCCGGGCUUGUUGUCUACGCUACAGCCCGUGUGCUCAAAGCCUGCUCGCCCAAGUUUGGCAAGCUGGUGGCUGAGGAGGCACACAAGAAGGGCUAUCUACGCUUCAUGCAUUCACGCAUCAUUGCCAACGUGGAAGAGAUCGCCUUUUACCGAGGGCACAAGGUGGAAAUGAAGCAACUGCAAAAAAGCUACAAGUCUUUGGCAGAUCAGAUGAAUCUCAUUUUGUCCAAGCGUUUGUGGUACAUCAUGAUAGAACAGUUCCUGAUGAAGUAUGUCUGGAGUAGCUGUGGGAUGAUUAUGGUUGCUGUGCCCAUCAUCACUGCAACGGGAUUUGCAGAUGGCGAAAUGGAAGAUGGCCAGAAACAGGCGAUGGUUAGUGAAAGAACAGAAGCUUUUACUACAUCACGAAACCUGCUGAUCUCUGCAGCAGAUGCUAUUGAAAGGAUUAUGUCUUCAUAUAAAGAGGUUACUGAGCUAGCAGGCUACACCGCCCGUGUCCACAACAUGUUUUCGGUCUUUGAUGAGGUGAAGAGAGGCAUCUACAAAAGAACUGCUGUUAUUCAAGGGUCUGAAAACAACAGCAAGAAUGAAGAUAAAGCAGAAUUACACAUCGAUGGGCCCUUAGAAAUCAAAGGAAAAGUUAUUGAUGUUGAACAUGGAAUUAUUUGUGAAAAUGUUCCUAUUAUUACUCCGAACGGCGAUGUGGUGGUUUCCAGGCUAAACUUCAAAGUUGAGGAGGGGAUGAAUCUUUUAAUCACUGGACCCAAUGGCUGUGGAAAGAGUUCACUCUUCAGAAUUUUAAGUGGUUUGUGGCCUGUGUAUGAAGGAGUUCUCUACAAGCCCCCUCCGCAGCACAUGUUUUAUAUACCACAAAGACCCUACAUGUCCAUUGGAACAUUACGUGAUCAAGUCAUCUAUCCAGACUCAGUAGAUGACAUGCAUGAGAAAGGCUACCAAGAUAAAGAUCUGGAAUGUAUCCUGGAUGUGGUUCAUCUGUACCACAUAGUUCAAAGAGAAGGAGGCUGGGAUGCCAUCAUGGAUUGGAAAGAUGUCUUAUCAGGAGGAGAAAAACAAAGGAUGGGAAUGGCUCGGAUGUUUUACCAUAAGCCAAAAUACGCAUUGCUGGAUGAAUGCACGAGUGCUGUAAGCAUUGAUGUUGAAGGAACGAUAUUCCAAGCUGCAAAAGCUGCUGGGAUAUCCCUGCUUUCUAUAACACACAGACCUUCUCUUUGGAAGUACCACAGUCACUUGCUGCAGUUUGACGGCCAAGGCGGCUGGCGUUUCGAGCAGUUGGACACCGCCAUCCGUUUGUCACUGAGUGAGGAAAAACAGAGACUGGAAUCCCAGCUCGCAGGAAUUCCUAAAAUGCAGCAGAGACUGAAUGAACUGUGUAAAAUCUUGGGAGAAGACUCGGUGCUUAAAACAAUGGACAAAGAGGAAUAGAUAAUCUAUGUUUUAUGUUUUUAAAAGUAUUUUUUUAGUUAAAAGCAUUACAAAUUCAGCCAUUAUCCUUUGCAUGCAUUGUGAUAGCAUAGAGAAACACAGCCAGCAGAAAAUAAUGCUCUGAAUGCUAUGUAAGACUUUAGCGUUUUAGUAUUAAGGAAGAAAGUGGUUGAACUGUGAAAAGAAAAUAAGCAAGUGCACAGAGUAUAAGAUUAGUCAUUGCAGCUUAUGUUAAUUCCUAGUGAAAGCCCGAUUCACUGCAAAAAAACUACCAACACAGUUAGGUUUUGUAGGUGAAUUUUUGCCUGAGACUCAGCCUGCAGAAUGUGCUCUUGUGGCCGGUCUCUGUGUGCGUAUGAAAUGCCUGCUACGCAGAGCAAACCUGGCAUGAAACUCGGGCAUGGAGCGCGGCAGAGGCAGCAUCCGCUGAGUGUGCAGACGCAUACAAAAGUCUCAUUUGGGUAUAAGAAACGUUCUUUCAGCCCAUGUAAAUCCAAAUCCCUGUUCCACUACUGAGUCGCGUACACACCUUUACCUGCAUUUUCAUAGGAAAUAACAUAAUAGGUUGAUCAGAAGACGACCGUCCCAGCAACUCACUGCCCUUGUGACAGAGCAGCAGAGAUAGAGCUAAACAUGUAAUAUACUUGUGCUGUACUUUAUGCCUUUAUGCGUAGCUUCAGAGGCUCCUCGCACUUCGUAAUGCAUCAGUUCCUUUGGGGGAUUGUUCUAUCCCCUGUUUAGUAACAUCUUGUGUGGGAAUGGUGCACUGGGCCUGGCACCAAGUGACUUAGUCUCUGCUUGACUGAGUUGCUCAUGUGAUCCAACCUGUGUCCAUCUCUGACCCAUUUCCUCCUUUGGUAAAGUGACAAUAUAGACACUUGUUUGUUCCAUGGGAUGCUUUGUGACUGAAGGACUGUAGGAGAGAAAAAUGUCAGUUGUCACAAUACGCUGAAUUCUCAGGCAUGGCUGUCCUGCCAGUUAAAGUGCUCAGCACUUAUAAAGGUCUGUGAAAAGUUGAAGUAUGUUGUAACCACUAAUUAAUAUGCUUGCCCUAUUUUGGUAAAGUGGCAGAACCCUGCUCUACCUGUGAGUAAAGGCAGCAGUUAACAGCUUUGCUUUCAGAUGCACUCACUAAUGGUCCCAUCUGCAUUUCAGUUCAGUAGGAACCUGGUCCCCAGUCAGUCAGACAGGGCUUUAAACGUAAACUCCUAAGACAGUGCUGGCCUGAGUGCCCCGCCGGAGGCAAAAACCAGUGAAUUAGAAAUAAAAGUGUGAACGGAGCUCCUGAUCUGCUCUCUCUGACUGCAAGUGCCGGCAAAUGGGCAGCUCAGGAGUGAAGAUCAGGAGCUUUCAGAUGGUAAAUGAGCCUUAGCAGAGAUGUAGCAGUCCUGAAGUUUGUUGGUUCUUUUUUCCCUAGAAGUGUGAUUUGUUAGAAGAUGUCUGUCUGGUGUGCUUAGUCUGAGAGAGGCAAUGCAUAAGCUGCUGAGAACUGUUAAGAGAGGAGAAAUAUUUUGGGGUAUUUGCUGAGCUGGUAAUGUUUGAGCACCUUGAAUAGAAAUUGUUUCCUUUUUCUCAUAGCUUCAAGAAUCAAGGGUAAGAUGAAUUAACUCCAUCCGCCAAUUCCCAUCCCACUGCACUAACCAAUCAGCCCAUCUUCCUUCUCACUGCGUGCUCGUCUUGCUGCUUGGUGUGGCACCUCCACCCAAAAAUGGAAUAAGUCUGCUCCUGGUUCUGCUCCUCUGGAGUCUGUGGCUUAAAUGUAACCCUGUAACUUGUCCGCAUUACAACAGUUUGUUCCCCCCGUUAGUUUUCUCUGUAGAGUCCUGUGGGAUGUCUCUCUGACCCAGAAAGGAAUGCUCUUGGGAACCUUUGAAAGGGAUGAGAAAUUAAGGUUCAAGAUAAUCAGACGUUGUGUUGUAAAGUGCAGACUGGAGGUCACUGCUGUGGUGGAUGACGUGUGCAUGCAUUUUAAUUUGCGGGUGUCUCUGCUUGUCCCUCUCCCUGAAGGCUUACUUUCCUCUUUCUCAUCUUCAAAGAAAAAAUCAGAACUGCUAAGGAAAAAAAGAAGUCAGCCAAGAAUCUGUUCUUGGUGAGCAUAAAUGAGAUGAGUGAUGAUUUUGCACGUUUCUGAGUUAUGUUUCUCUGAGGUGGUGAUGAAUCAGGCACGCAGUGUGUGCAUGCCCUUGUCCCAGCUGCAGCGUGUCCUGCCAGCGCAACGCGCGACAGCCACCUCGCCACAAGGCUCUCGUGAGGCAGGAGCUGAGGGGGGAAGGGGCACCAGUGUUUCCUGUCCCCCCGUUAAGCGCUUUACCGUGGGGCUGGGAGCUAAACAAGGGUUGUCCGGUCCCUGAAUGAGGACACUGAACAGUGCUGAACAGCUGGCCCAAUUCAGCACAGCGCCAGGUGUGGCCUGCAGGCACUCGGCCUCCCACCAGGGCCCUGCCAUGGCACUUGGCUUGUUGGGAGCCAUCAUGGGCAAGUGCAGCACCUGAAAUCAGCUGCACCACCUCACAGAGAUCAAAGGUGGCCGUCCCUCGUGGCACAAUAGAAACACAUCUUCUGAGGAAACUGUGUUUAGAAGAAGAAGGUUUGUUCACUGCUUUUUAAAUGAGAUUAUGCAAAAAAUAUUUGAUACGUACAUUACUCAUGAAACAUUAACGAAACUGAAAUCACAUCAAUGUAAUAGUGUUUUCCUUGAAGUUUGAUACAUGUUUCUUGGAUCCAGUAACAGAGUUAACCAUUCCCAUUCAGUAAUACAUCGUAAAAUAUCCUAGCAUCUCACUCAGCUAUCUACUUCCUUGUAGACAUGACAAGAGCAUUGGAGGCCAGUAUGAAAAGAGACUUUAAAUAGAAACUUUCUGAAUAACACCGAGCCAGUUGUAGAAGGAUUUUCUGUACUGGUGGCUCAUUAUUUUUAAAGUUAGUUUUGUGGCUGGAAGAGGAACUUCCCUGGAGAUUUUAUCUGCAAACUUUCUAACUUGUUCCAAGGUCCAGUUGAAUUGGGGGUCUCUUCCUGGAGAGUUGCACCUCUGGUGUAAUAUGGGGCAUAAGCCAGCUCACUUUGUGCUGCUUCGGACUAAGGUGGGAAGCAGAGCAGAGCUGCACGCUCAGUGCGAGAGGGGCAGAGCAGGGCCGAUACCUUGGGGGAGUUCUUUUUCUUGGUGCAAUGAGAGCAGCUUGUCCAUGUUCGUUCCCUUUCUGGCCUUCAGGAGCUGUGACUCCCCUGGAUACUGAGAAAGUGGCUUUUUGGCCUCUCUUCUGGGGGAGCUAGCAGGAUCCAGCUCGUGUCACAGCAUCUAUGGAUUCAGGGCUGCAAAUGAGCAAUGCUCUCCAUGAACCCAGCCUCCAGUGAGGACCCCCUCGUCCCCCAGGACUUGAGGCAGAUUGGGCUUGCAGGGAUCCUAGAGGGUCCUGCAUCCUAGAGGAGUACAGCUGCUGACCAAAAUUCAUACCAGUAUCAGACGUGGAGUAGCUAUACAAUAAAAAUAUGAAGUAUCCGCAUCAGUUCAUUCAGAUAACCUUGGGAUUUUUUGCAAGAAUCUCAGCAUGGGAGGAAAUAUUUUUUGUGCAUGGGAUUUCAGUAUUUUAGUGUAGGAGGAGUUUCUUUUUCACUUAGUUUUGGGACCAGACUAAUUUCUAUUUUCGACUUGGAAGCCCUCCUUCUGCAGGGGUAGAAAACCCCACAUACCUUUUAAAGUAGUUUUUUGAAACCAGUGGGAUUCGUAUUUGAGUGAAGAAUGAAUGUGUAUUCAAUGGGAUGUUUUGGGAAAAAUUGCAAUAAAAGUUUUAUCCUAAAGGAAAUGAACACAUCUACAGUCCCCUCAACAUGUCUGAAUGAUAAUGCAUGUCAAAGUCAAGUUUAUGAGCCUGUGAUCAGAGAUUUCAAUCACACACAGAAUGAAAUCCCCCUACUGAGCUGUUCAUGAAGCUUAAGAGAACUGAACUGCUAAUUGAAUGUGUCUUUGUUUUGUUUUUGUUUGAUAUUAAUGCCUUUUAAGAGCAGACAAUUUAUAAAGCAAUAAAUUAUGCUUUACAGUUGUAAUUUAUUUCAACCUCAAAUAAACCAUGUUGCAUUUACUUUGA